This is a messenger RNA of Ctenopharyngodon idella (grass carp), 1858 nucleotides long. Its product is annotated as CD276 antigen homolog. Lineage: Eukaryota; Metazoa; Chordata; Actinopteri; Cypriniformes; Xenocyprididae. Gene Ontology annotation, cellular component: external side of plasma membrane. The record is from RefSeq and is a predicted model, not a curated record. Gene Ontology annotation, biological process: immune response; T cell costimulation; cell surface receptor signaling pathway. Bases 141 to 761 code for a protein of 206 amino acids. The transcript has 4 exons.
UCAUUUUUCUAGUUGGUUUGCAACCCGGCAGUAAAUCUACAUAAGAAGAAAAGAUCGCUCGGGGUCCACAUUUCCGCAUCUGUUGUCGGAAAAAGUAGUAUUUCAGAAAUAUUAAUACAUAUGAAUUAUAUCGGGACACCAUGAUCAUCGGAUGCUGUUUCUGUGUGUUUGCAGUUCUAGUAAACAAAGUGUCUCUGCAGGAAACAGUAGAGGCUGUUAUUGGCGGUUCUGUUGUCCUGCCAUGUUUUUACACUGAACAUGAUCAUAAACUUCAAGACAUUGAUGUGAACUGGAGACACAAUGGCAGCAAGAAUGUGUAUGAUAUAGUCACGGGUCAAGAUUCAGUUGAGCAACAGCACCCACGGUACAAGAACAGAACUGAAACUUUCCCUGAUGAGUAUCUGAGAGGAAACUUCUCCAUCAGAAUCAAGAAUCUCACUCAUGAUGAUGCAGGAAAAUACAUCUGCUUCAUAACACACUCAGAUGAACAGAGGACUGUACAGCUGCACAUCAAUGAAUCAACAGCAAAAGGAAACCAAUCACAUGACCAAAGAGACCAAGGAGAAGAAACAGAAGCAGACAAUGUGGGGACAUCAUCGGCCUCGGUUUACAUUGUACCAGCUGUAGCAUUAUCAGUAGUACUAGUAGUAAUAGCAGUCGCAGUGAUUAUACACCGUUUCUUAAUUCCGAGGAAUAAAAAACAAGCUUUACCUUCUGACACGACUGAAGGAGAAAGAACACAAAUAACAUGUCAGGUCUAAAAGUUUCAAUUUUCACAUUCUCACUUUUGUGACUUUAACUAUUAGUUGUAUUUCUACAGCUUGUUCACUGUGUCUGGUGCUUAUGACUGUUUUUAUAUUCUUGCUGUAUGCACUGAUUGUUCUUGCUGAAUAAGAUUAUGAAAUGCUGAAACGAGCAUUUCUUGAAGUUAAAGGUCCAAUGAGCUGUCAAUAGACAAUUUAGGAGCAGAUGUUACAGUUAAUCACUUCAGCUGUGUGUGCAUUGUGGUGGCAGAAAAACAGUGGUAACAAGUGGAGGAAAAUGAGCAAAAUCUGUGGAAUAAGAGAAAAAAAUGUCCUUUGCCUUUGGGUGUCAGAAAUGGAAAGUAAAAAAAGAUGGUCUUAAUAUUUUAGAAUAAUGUCGUCAAAGACACCCUUUGAAGCCAAACAUAAACUUUUAUGGUGCAAGCCAUUAAACAGGCAGAUUGGACUGAUGAAACCUGUAAUGAUUAGUGUACUAUUAAAGCAUGAAUUUGAUGUAAUCAAUAGAUCUACAUAAUAUUCACAUAGGGGGCAUGAUGUAUUAGCCUUACAGUUACAGCAUAAAAUAUUUAUACUUAUAACAUGUUACAUCGAUAAUAUUUAAACCUAUAACAUUCCUUUGAGAAUGCUGACUUCUUUCUCCCAGUUCAUACUUUAUAACUCGCAAUUGUGAGUUUAUAUCAAUUUUCAGAAUUGCGGGAUAUAAGCUCACAAUUCUGCGUGGGAAAAAAUGCAGAAUACCAAGUUCAUAUCUCGCAAUUCUAUUUUUUCUUCUAAGAAUUGUAAGAUAUAAACUAAGUCAUAAUUGUGAGAAAUAAACUUAACAUUUUCUCUUUUUUUUUUUCUUUUAUUCUGUGGCUUCCAUUGUAUCUCCAGCAUCAUCUUUUACUGCAGAACUUUAUUUUCUGUCACCAGGUUGGCUCCGCCCACAAAAACAUCAUCGCUGUUUGCAAAAACCCAAAUGCUCUCUGUUACUGCCUUAACAAUUCUGUACCUCAAGUGCUCUUUCUUCUUGUUGUGUUUGACAAUAUUAAAUGUAUUUUGUAUUCUUUAUGAAUUAUUUUGUGUUAAAUUAAAACUGCAAAUUAUUUACCAAA